This is a messenger RNA of Pundamilia nyererei, 2083 nucleotides long. RefSeq names its product DEAD (Asp-Glu-Ala-Asp) box polypeptide 59 (gene ddx59). The record is from RefSeq and is a predicted model, not a curated record. Gene Ontology annotation, cellular component: cytosol. Lineage: Eukaryota; Metazoa; Chordata; Actinopteri; Cichliformes; Cichlidae. The transcript has 8 exons. Bases 84 to 1988 code for a protein of 634 amino acids. Gene Ontology annotation, molecular function: ATP binding; nucleic acid binding; RNA helicase activity.
GGCAUCAGUGUGCGUCGGGAACUGUUCGCGACUGUCGGAGGAUUUGACGCGAAGAGGUAAUGUUGUUUUUGUAGUAUUUAAACAUGUUUCUGCCACGAGCCCUGAAGGUGAAGAGACCUGCCGAGGGAUCGGCUCAAGUUGUGGUUAAGAAAAGCAAAGUUGUUCAAGAGGAGGAUAGCAAAAGUAGCUCCGAGACACCUGCUCAGAGCGAGGAAGCAUGUGAAGACACCCAAACACGAGAUGCGACAACACACGCAGCUGCAGAGAGCUUAGCGCCCGAAGAUGGACACAGCUCCCUCUCAGAUGAUGGUGAUGAUGAUGAUGAUGAGGAGGAGGAGGAGGAGGAACCAGUGAAAUCAUUUAAAAAGAACCAGAGAUGGCCUGGGCCAGGAGAACCUGUCUGUGUGAUGUGUGGUCGCUAUGGAGAGUACAUCUGUGAUGCUACAGAUAAUGAUGUUUGCAGUCUGGAAUGCAAAGCCAGCCAUUUAGUGCAAAUGGGCAUGGGGACUGGGGCAGAUGCAUUUAUGCAAAAGGACCAAAAUAGACAUGAAAGGACUGUUCAAAGUCAACAGCCAGCUGCUGACCCUGGUAGGGUGGUUGAAAGUGAACCAGGCUACUCCUACAGGGAAGAUCGGUUCAUAUCAGGCCUAACAGAGGAGCAAGUGCAACGAAUUAAACAGGAGCUGGGCAUAGAAACCCAGGGGAGAGAUGUCGCAAGACCUGUUGUUGAAUUUGAGCACUGCAGCUUCCCUCCCACAUUAAGCGGUAACCUGAAAAAGGCGGGGUAUGACACACCUACCCCAGUCCAGAUGCAGAUGGUCCCUGUUGGCCUCACAGGCAGGGAUGUGAUUGCGAGCGCUGACACAGGAUCAGGGAAGACUGUAGCCUUUCUGCUGCCAGUGGUCGUGAGGGCACUCGAGAAAUCAGCACACAGUGUGGGCAGCCCUGUGGCUUUGAUCCUGACCCCCACCAGGGAGUUGGCCAUUCAGAUAGAGAGACAGGCCAAGGAGCUUGUGAUGGGACUCCCCAAUAUGAGAACUGCCCUGCUGGUCGGAGGCAUGCCGCUUCCCCCACAGCUCCACCGCCUGAAGAGCAGCAUCAAAAUUGUCAUCGCUACUCCUGGGCGGCUCAUUGAAAUCUUGAAGCAGAAAGAGCUGAAGCUUGACAAAGUGAAGAUUGUGGUGGUUGACGAGGUGGACACUAUGUUGAAGAUGGGCUUCCAGCAGCAGGUUCUGGAGGUUCUUGAGCAAGUCCCAGAAGAACAUCAGACUCUUCUGGCGUCGGCCACCAUCCCCACCGGGACGGAGGAGCUGGCUGCCCGGUUGGUCCGUGACCCUGUACGUAUCACUAUUGGGGAGAAGAACCAGCCGUGCGCCAACGUCCGACAGAUCCUGCUUUGGGUAGAGGAACCUUCCAAAAAGAAGAAGCUGUUUGAGAUUCUCAACGAUGGUAAGCUGUACCAGCCUCCAGUGGUAGUGUUUGUAGAGAGUAAACUCGGCGCCGAUCUGCUCUGCGAGGCAGUCGCCAAGGUGACGGGCCUCACUGCCGUGGCAAUCCACUCUGACAAGAGCCAGUGGGAGCGCAACCGCAUCCUCCGGGGUCUUCUGGAUGGUGACUUUGAGGUAGUGAUCAGUACAGGUGUUCUGGGCAGAGGGCUGGACCUGGUCAAUGUCAGACUGGUGGUUAACUUUGAUAUGCCAAACACAAUGGAUGAGUAUGUCCACCAGGUGGGAAGAGCAGGUCGGCUUGGACACAGAGGAACAGCCAUCACUCUUCUCAACAACAACAACAAACGGCUGUUCCUGGAGGUGGUGAGUCGAGUCAAACCCACUGGCUCCAUUUUGCCCCCUCAGCUCUUAAACUCACCGCACCUCCAUGAACAGCAAAGGAGAGAAAAGCAGAGAAACAAGAAGGACCACGAGGAUUCACUGGUUACCACAAAUAACCUCCUGGACAUCAUAAAGAAACAUGACCGUCGCAAGAAGUAGCAACUUCUUCCAAUCUUUCAUGGAAUGGUGCUUAUUUAUUGAGUAACCUGUAAAUGUUUAGUUUGUAUAUUUCAUUUAUAAAUAAAUACAUGUGU